Molecule: messenger RNA, 1017 nt
Organism: Nicotiana tabacum (common tobacco)
Lineage: Eukaryota; Viridiplantae; Streptophyta; Magnoliopsida; Solanales; Solanaceae
Source: RefSeq, a predicted model, not a curated record
GCUGCCAUUGAAAAGUUGCAUGUACCAGAUGAGAUGGAAGAUGAGCUAUAAUCUAUCUGAAUGAACUGGAAAAAGAGAAGAUGAGGCUGUAAAUUAUCCAGCUCGAAAUAGAUCAAAACUGGUCCUCCUACUUAUGUUGAUGCCUCUGUUGGUGUUUUUACCCUUAGGAAGUCUGAAUAAGGCUGUCAGUAUAGUUGCUUAGUAUAGUGAGGUCUCAACCAUGUGUAUGUUUAUCUCUAAUUGUUCUGAAGGUCGUUAAAAUGACUGUUGAGGUACUAUAAACCUAGUCAAGGAUCCCUAAAAUGUUGAAUCCUCAGUAUAACUAAUGAGAUUAAUGUGCAUGUCUUCCCUAUCACUUGGAUCACUUAACUUAGCAUUUCUGAACUGGAAUUGGUUUGCUGAUAAAUCCCAUUACUACUCUUGUUUUUACAUCUGUGUGAUAGUCUCCUUAAGUGUUCUGAUGCAUGAAUGAUCAUUGAUAUCACUUCCAGUAGCUUGCCUCCUUGUAUUUGGAUUGUGAUCCUAAAGUAAUGGUGUAAUUCUGAUUUAUUCACAUCUCUCUACUCUGAUGAUGAUGUCCUAUUUAGAAAUUCUGUGUCUGAACCUUUAUGUCCACUGCUGCUCUCCUGUAAAUUGCUGAAGUGAACACCUUAUUUGUGUAUGUUGUGAAUGGUUAAGGGUAUUUGGAGUGGAACUUGGUUUGUGGUUAAGGUGUCCUUCCCUGACACAAGCACUGCUCGGGGUCCAUGAGACCCUUGUGAACUCUAAAGUGCCAGGGAUCCAAAGGGUAUUUUGCCCAUGAAUAAGGCCUGCCAAGUUCAUUGGAACUCAGGCCCAAACUCCAGUCUAGGACGUCUUUGUUGAAUGAAGUCUGCCGCUGCUUGUAGAUCUGCUAGGCCUGGUCCACUGGCCCAACAUCAAGAGUCCAACCUUUUCCCUUUCUCUCAUUUUAAAUAAUAGCUAAUGUUAUGUCUUUAUUAUGUGAAUAUGUCUUGUUUGAAACUAACAUUGUUAUUA